Molecule: messenger RNA, 4501 nt
Organism: Durio zibethinus
Lineage: Eukaryota; Viridiplantae; Streptophyta; Magnoliopsida; Malvales; Malvaceae
Product: cell division cycle 5-like protein
Biological process (GO): mRNA splicing, via spliceosome
Cellular component (GO): Prp19 complex; spliceosomal complex
Source: RefSeq, a predicted model, not a curated record
CUACCAUACCAUGCACCCAUGGCUUGUUGAUGACAGCUGAUCAUUUUAAAAGCAAGAGAAAGCUAUGGCACAUGGAAAAUCAUUUCGCCAUGGUAAUAACAAUGGCACUUUCUUUCUUUCAUUUUCUUUCCCACCUCAUCUUUUACUUGUUCCUACGCAGACAGCUUGGAUUGUAAUCAAGCGCAAUGGUGAACAUAUAAACCCUUUGUAGUUUUUGGCUUUUGCAAUUGUUUAUGGAAGAAACUGAAAGCCUUAGAACCACCAGUAUCACCAACAUUUAAAGGCAGCAGUGUCAUUUCUUCAAUUUGUUGAUUAUGGAAGUUGAUGUUGACUGCAGGAAGAUGGUGAAGAUGAUGAGAAAAAAAGACUUCUUCGUUCUCUUGCAAUAGUUUUUGGUUGCAUUGCUCUGUCCUCUCUGGCUUACACAGGUCUUUUGAAUUUGAUCGAGUAUUUUGGCAGUUAUAGACCUGACGUUCUCUAUAGUAACCAGGCAACAACGUUGAGCGUUGUCAAAAAUAUUAGGUUUCUUUUAAGUUAAUAUUAUUUGGAAUGGACUGGGCUAAAAAGGCCAAGCAAUGGGUGAGGGUCCUACUUUAAUUAUACAAGUUUGAGGGGUCAAAAUAAAAUAUUUAUAAGAUUAAGAUCGACUUGCUCUCCCAGUUACCCUUUUGCCACUUGAACGAGAAAGAAAAGAAAGGAAAAAAUAUAGAAAAAAAAAUGGAUUUUUAAGCUUAAAAUCCAGAGCUUUUCAAUUGAAGAACCUAGGGUUUGUAAUUUUAAUUUUUGUAUUUGAAUUAAAUCCUGUAAGGCGGAUCAAGGAAAAAAAAGUGAGCGAAAAUGAGGAUUAUGAUAAAAGGAGGAGUAUGGAAGAACACAGAGGAUGAGAUAUUGAAGGCGGCGGUUAUGAAAUAUGGGAAGAAUCAAUGGGCUCGAAUUUCUUCUUUACUUGUUCGUAAAUCUGCUAAGCAAUGUAAAGCUCGUUGGUAUGAGUGGCUUGACCCUUCUAUCAAAAAGACCGAGUGGACUAGAGAAGAGGAUGAAAAACUGCUUCAUCUUGCAAAGCUCAUGCCAACACAAUGGAGAACGAUUGCGCCAAUUGUUGGUCGGACUCCAUCUCAGUGUCUUGAGCGGUAUGAGAAACUCCUUGAUGCUGCCUGUGCUAGAGAUGAAAAUUAUGAGCCAGGUGAUGACCCCAGGAAAUUGCGUCCGGGAGAGAUUGACCCAAACCCUGAAUCAAAGCCUGCACGUCCAGAUCCUGUUGAUAUGGAUGAGGAUGAGAAAGAAAUGCUUUCUGAAGCUCGUGCUCGGUUAGCUAAUACUAGGGGCAAGAAGGCGAAGAGGAAAGCUAGGGAGAAACAGCUUGAAGAGGCUAGGAGGCUUGCUUCUUUGCAGAAAAGGAGGGAACUUAAGGCUGCUGGAAUUGAUACAAGACAACGGAGGAGGAAAAGGAAGGGAAUUGAUUAUAAUGGAGAAAUUCCCUUUGAGAAGAGGCCUCCUCCAGGCUUUUAUGAUGUUGCUGAUGAAGAUAGACCUGUGGAACAGCCUAAGUUCCCAACCACCAUUGAAGAACUUGAGGGAAAAAGAAGAGUUGAUAUAGAAGCGCAGUUAAGAAAGCAGGAUAUUGCAAAAAAUAAAAUUGCACAGAGGCAGGAUGCCCCAUCAGCAAUAUUGCAGGCCAACAAGAUGAAUGAUCCAGAAACAGUGAGGAAGAGAUCUAAACUUAUGCUGCCAGAACCUCAGAUUUCCAAUCAUGAAUUGGAGGAGAUUGCAAAGAUGGGAUAUGCCAGUGAUCUUCUUGCAGGGAAUGAGGAACUGGCCGAAGGGAGUGGUGCAACUCGUGCUCUUCUCGCAAAUUACUCCCAGACACCACGGCAGGGAAUGACACCUUUACGGACCCCACAAAGAACACCUGCUGGAAAAGGUGAUGCUAUCAUGAUGGAAGCUGAAAAUCUGGCUAGGUUGAGAGAGUCCCAAACACCCUUACUUGGUGGAGAAAACCCUGAGCUGCACCCUUCAGAUUUCUCAGGGGUCACUCCUAGAAACCAGAUUCAAACACCAAAUCCAAUGUCAACUCCUUCGGCGACUCCAGGAGGUACAGGUCUUACUCCUAGAAUUGGAAUGACGCCAUCAAGGGAUGGCUAUUCUUUUGGUUUGACCCCUAAAGGAACUCCCAUCAGGGAUGAGCUCCACAUAAACGAAGACAUGGAUCUACAUGACAGUGGCAAACUUGAGCAACUGAGACGAGCUGAUCUAAGAAGGAACUUGCGAUCUGGACUCAGUAGUCUUCCACAGCCAAAGAAUGAGUACCAAAUAGUCGUUCAACCACCCCCAGAAGAUAAUGAAGAACCAGAAGAGAAGAUUGAAGAAGACAUGUCUGAUAGAAUAGCUAGAGAAAGGGCUGAGGAAGAAGCACGGCAGCAGGCAUUACUUAAGAAGAGAUCAAAAGUGUUGCAGAGGGAGCUUCCAAGACCUCCUAGUGCCUCCCUGGAACUAAUUAGAGAUUCUUUGAUCAGGACUGAUGUAGACAAAAGUUCCUUUGUUCCUCCUACCUCAAUUGAGCAGGCUGAUGAAAUGGUAAGAAAGGAGCUUCUGUCCUUGCUGGAGCAUGACAAUGCUAAGUAUCCUCUUGAUGAAAAGGCAAAGGGGAAAAAAAAAGGUGCCAAACGUACUGCAAAUGGAUCUAUUCCCAGUAUAGAAGAUUUCGAAGAAGAUGAAAUGACAGAGGCUGAUUCCUUGAUAAAGGAAGAGGCUGAAUUCCUUCGUGUGGCAAUGGGGCAUGAAAAUGAAUCUCUUGAUGAUUUUGUGGAAGCACACAAUACUUGCCUAAAUGAUCUCAUGUACUUCCCUACUCGUAAUGCUUAUGGUCUAUCAAGUGUUGCUGGAAAUACAGAGAAACUUGCGGCUCUGCACACUGAAUUUGAUAAUGUGAAAAAGAAGAUGGAUAUUGAUAAGUCAAAAGCAGAAGGCAUGGAGAAGAAGUUCAAUGUCCUCACGCAGGGUUAUGAGAGACGGGCUGCAACUCUUUGGCGUCAGAUUGAGUCAACCUUUAAUCAGAUGGAUACUGCAGGAACAGAACUUGAGUGUUUUCAAGCAUUACAAAAGCAGGAGCAGUUAGCAGCAUCACACAGAAUAAAUGGUCUCUGGGAGGAAGUUCAGAAGCAGAAAGAGCUUGAACAAACUUUACAAAGACGCUAUGGGAAUCUCAUAGCUGAGUUAGAAAGGAUACAAAAUCUCAUGAAUAUAUACAAAGUACAAGCACAAAAACAAGAAGCAGUAGCUGAAAAGGAUCGUAAUCUUGAGUUGUCUGAGGCUGCAGCAAGUCAAUCCGCUGUGCCAAGCACUGGACUUUCUGAACCUGCACCUUCCUCAGAGCAUGUUGACUCUUCUCUUGAUGGCCACCUAAGCCUGAAAGUUGAUAUGAAUGUCGAUUCAGGGAAAGAGCAUGCUGCUAUGGAUAUGGAAUCAGAUGGAAGCAUGUGUGGUAAUGUAACUUUGGUUGUGGAAGACAAAGGAGAUAAUAUCACAAAGAGACUUGAUGGGAUGUCUGGGGAUGCUGUAACAAGUUCUGAGGUAGCUGCAGAAUCUAUAAAUCCUGCACAGGAAAGCAUCCAACAACAGCUUGAAGGUGAAGGUUUUAAUGACCACACCAAGAUUGACAAUUCUUCUGUCUUGGGUGGAGAUACUGCUGAAAAACAAACUGGAAUUGAGGAAUAGCUGUUUUUGCUCUAAACAAGUUAUGAGUUUUGUUGGGCUAUGAGGGACUAAGUCAUGAAAUUCUUCCUCAUUCAAGGAGUAAUAUUUGGCAUUGAUGUAUCCAUAACUGCUUCUGUGUUUUGACGAGUGAGAAAUAUUCCAUGGAUGCUGGCUAUGUUGGAGCAGAGCUUUUUCUGUCAUAAUUUUUGCAUCUUUGUGUUUUCCAGCGCCAGAGUUUAUUGUUUCUCUUAUAAGAGACCCGGAAAAGCAAUACCGGUAAUGUUUAACAUGUGAUUACUAUGAGAUUUUAAGGAACUAUUGUAGUAUUUCUUUUUUUUGUUGACAUCCUGAUUCUCACCCUUCUUUUACUUAGUAUAUCAUUUGUUCAUUGGAGGUCCAGGUCUUAAAAACAUGAAGGGCCACUCAUUGGUUGCUUUGGUACACCAUCUCUUUUCCCUUGGACUUGCCACAUGCAUAACUGGUUUUCACAAGAGAUGAUGAAGUUACUAGAUGAGAGGCAUCUUAAUUAUACUCUGUACCAAUAAUUUGUAGGGAUUUUCGUUCUUUUCCCAAAAUAAACUUUUCAGGAAAGUUGAAAAAUUAUUUUCCAUUUGACCCAGAUUACCCUCUUGAUAGUUGAUCCAGCUUCGUUUGAUUGACAAUCUAUUGCUAGUUUGCAGAUUGUUUUCUUUAGACUUUUCCUCAACAUUUUCCUUUCCACCAUAUUUUCCAUGUCCAAACAUAACCUUAACCUAUAUAACCAUGCCAUACCAUGCCAUUAAAGUUUGAACGUGUCAAUUUCAAUUGG